CCAGCCGAUCGGUGGAGACUUCAGUGAGACGUGAUAUUCCGAGAGAGUCGGACGUGGAAACUACAAUUACUGAUCGGGUCGUACUCCAAAAAUAUACAUACAUAUACUGAACACAGGAAACAUAAAACAGCUGUCGUAACUGAGUGAUUCACGAUGAGAAUUGUGCGGUGUCUGGGGAUUUUUCUGGCCCUACUUAUGCCAUGGAAUUUAGAGGCUCAGGACUCAGGCUCAGGACAGGCUCAGGACAGGUUACCCCCCUCUCCAGCUCCUCGCCCACUAGCUCCUCUCCCACCAUCUCCUCGGCCACCAGCUCCUCCCUCACCAGCUGCUUCCGCACCAUAUCCUCCCUCAAUAUCUCCUCCUCCACCGGCUGCUUUCUCACCAACUCACCAACUUGAUAUUUGGGAUACAACCACAUAUAUUCCGACAACUACCUUCAUACAUCAGGAUCCAAUAAACUUUGUCAAACGAGAGAAUCAGUUGUCAAAAAACGACAUGGAAAGCUGUCCACUCGAGCGGAGAGUCUGCUUCCUAAACGGCACCUACGAUCACUGUUCCAGCUUAGAUGUAGGGUAUUAUGAAAACAAUACAAGCUCCAGCUUUGUUUUCUGUGACUUCAUGACCUGCCAGCCGGAGGAGUUCGAGCACGACUAUAUCACUCGGAACCACGACCAGACGCCUCACCUGAACAGGUGGAAGAGAGCCAGGAUAGGGGAAAAUGCCACCCUGCACGAUGUGUGCCUGCUGAGGAAUGGAAUGCCGGUAACGCGGGAGUGUCUGCUGCAGAAUUACAGGGCUCAGUGGGAGUCCGUGCAGCAGUGGCCGCCCGUGGUUUGUCUUCGGCGAUACAGGGAGCACUCGAUCAGUAAGGAGUUAAACAGUCUGCACGACGACAUCCUCGAGGGAAGGAGGCGGACGAACGACACCAAAGGACGGAGAGAGAUGACUGGAAUAAUGAGGAACAUGUUCCGGCAGCGGGACAGAACCCUCCUGCCCGCAGAUGUCCACAUGACGGGCCAGAUGCUUGGCUCCCUGAUGCAGCAAGACAAGGACGCCGCUGUCAGCGUGGACCUUGUUAGUGUGUGCAAAGAGAUCAUGUCCAGUGGCAACCAGGUUCUGCGUCUCUCCGCCCAGCUCAAUGCCACAAACACGCUUCUCAGUCAGUUCGAGACCUACAUGGACGCCCUGCCGGAGCAACUGGUUCCCCAAGACAGUUGCGGCAAGGUGGUGCCACAAACUACUAGUGAUGCUAGCGAAGUAGCCACCACCGGCGUGGAAACCAUAAACUAUUCCGACAUCGGGGUACAGGCUCAGAUCACUGGAAACCUGAGUGUGUUCUUCGUCAAUCCCUUGUGCGAUAAUAUCACGGGAAUAGCCAUCUUCUCGGCCAGCUCCGAAGACAGGAAAGCCUGCGCCAGUGGCUUCUGGUACCGGUUCCUACGCUCCACCGAUAACUUGGCCACAAUCAAGGCAGAGUCUCACCUGGAAACGGCUGCAUUUCUACCCCACAACCUCUGGCAGGCUCUUAAGAGGAAGGGUGCUUCCUUUCUAACUUUCAAAGUCUAUGCCCACGAUGCACUUUUUGUGGAAACUGCAGAAGUACGAACUCGAAGACCUCGCAGCAAGGUUAUUUCAAUUUCUAUACCCGGUUUAGAAGACCACUCCCUGCCAUUGGCCUUGCCCUUUCUGCUGCGAAACGAAAACCUUCGGGAGCCGGACUCCAGAGCCAUAAGUGCCGGCAGUGGUUGCGGCUACUGGAACUACCAGACGUGGCGGAAUGAUGGAGUGUCCACCAGCAACUCAGACCUGCUUAGAGACGCCAUCAUCGAGUGCCACACCUACCACCUCACCCAGUUUGCAUUCCUCGUCGGCGGCAGCUACCGAACCAAUGGCCUGGGCGAGGAUGUGCUUAUUACUCCGCUCAACGAACGAGUCCUGGACAUAAUCUCCAUUGUGGGCUGCUCCUUGUCGCUAGUAGGAGUGCUGGGAAUCUUCCUCACGGCAGGCAUUUUCAAGUCCUGGCGCUCCCAGGCCUCCACCAAGGUCCUGCUGCACCUUUGUCUGGCCAUGGCCCUGCAGAUGAUACUUUUUGUGUUCAUCAACACGGAUGACAUCUCCGAGCAACUGGUGGUGAACGGCGAUACCCGACGAUGCGUCGCAUUGGGAGCUGCCCUCCAGUACUCUCUCUUGGUGCUGUUUAGCUGGAUGCUGAUCAUCGCCUUCCUGCAGUUCCAGCGCUAUGUGACGGUAAUUGGAAUCGAGAGGCCCAGGCACUAUAUCCUGAAGGCCGCCAUUGUGGCCUGGACGUUGCCUCUGCUUCCAACGCUCUUGGUGGCCCUUAUAGACCCAGAUUCGUAUGUGCCCACAAAGGCCCAGCUGGCCACGGAUACUGGGAUCUGCUACCCAUCCGGGUACGGGCUCAUUUUCGGCGUAGUGCUGCCUGUGACUCUGAUAACCAUUGCCAACUUCAUCAUUUUCGUCUACGUGUUCUACAGCAUCUCCCACUCCCUGAGCCAGAGCAUUCACAGGGCCGAGAAGAAGAUGGUUGUGAAGCAGAUUCGGCUCUCCAUUCUGCUCUUUUUCCUGCUGGGACUCACCUGGAUAUUCGGCAUUUUCGCCUUCAUGCAGGCGGGCGUGGCGUUCUCGUACCUGUUUUGCAUCACAGCAACAAUGCAGGGAUUCGUGAUGUUCGUCUACUUCAUCCUCCUGGAUACGGCCAAUCGACGGGCGUGGAUGGGCCUGAUUUGUCCCACCAAGAUGAAGAUGGACGUGCAGAAGCGCACCACCGAACUGCAGUCGAUGACCACUUCAUCCACCAACUACACAAGCCGAUCCACUCCCCACUAAACCGAAUGGUUGGCCUUCCCCUUCGCAUCGAACAAAUGGUCUCCACGCCAGUGUAUUAAUUAUUUAUUAUUGCCAUUAUUUAUAGCACGCUCUCUGUUUCAACUUUUAGUUUUAAAGUAAGGCCUUUAAAUUAUAAAAUAAACAAA
Drosophila ananassae is the source of this 2993-nucleotide messenger RNA. Its product is annotated as adhesion G-protein coupled receptor G7. The record is from RefSeq and is a predicted model, not a curated record. Gene Ontology annotation, molecular function: G protein-coupled receptor activity. Gene Ontology annotation, cellular component: membrane. The transcript has 2 exons. The coding region runs from base 154 to 2847 and encodes 897 amino acids. Lineage: Eukaryota; Metazoa; Arthropoda; Insecta; Diptera; Drosophilidae. Gene Ontology annotation, biological process: cell surface receptor signaling pathway; adenylate cyclase-activating G protein-coupled receptor signaling pathway.